Molecule: messenger RNA, 465 nt
Organism: Gastrolobium bilobum
Lineage: Eukaryota; Viridiplantae; Streptophyta; Magnoliopsida; Fabales; Fabaceae
Product: protein MAIN-LIKE 2-like
Exons: 2
Coding region: 1-465 (154 amino acids)
Biological process (GO): meristem maintenance; meristem development
Source: RefSeq, a predicted model, not a curated record
AUGACGCAGAGUGCCCAUAUUUCACAGCGAGUGUGGAAUACAGAACAUGUGCGAAAGUUGAAAACCAAGUGUGGGAAACCACAAGGGGGGCCACCUACCGGCAAUAUUCUAGAGGUUGUCGUUGACUACCUCACACAAGCUGGAUUUAUACAUGUUGCACGCAUGCGCAUAUCAAGUGCUCUGGUCGAGCGAUGGAGACCAGAGACACAUACUUUCCACAUGAACCAGGGUGAGAUGACGAUCACCUUGCAGGAUGUGGCCGGCAUACUUGGAUUACCUACUGACGACCUUGUCGUUACCAGAUCUACAAACGAGGAUUGGCCUGCUGUUUGUGCUGCCGUUUUUGGUGCGGAGCCACUGGCCAGUGAGUUUCGUGGAUCAGGUGACCUCCGCAUCUCAUUCUUGGAUCGUUUAUAUACCCGGUGGACUGAUGCAGAGGGUGAUCAUGAUUAUAUAAAUUUAUAA